AUGUCAAAACUUAUCACGGUUUUCGGUGCUACAGGACAGCAGGGUGGCUCUGUCAUUCGCACCAUCUUGCAGGAUGCCAGCUUGUCUCAGGACUUCAAAAUUCGUGGCAUCACCCGCGAUAUCUCGAAGCCCGCAGCUCAAGCUCUUGCCCAGCAGGGAGUCGAGAUCAAGGCUGCCGACAUGAGCUCCAAAGAGUCAUUGGCUGAGGCAUUAAAAGGGAGUCACUCGGUGUUUCUUGUUACCACACCGGAUUGGGGCAAUGCCGGUUCUGACGCUGAGCUAGUGCACGGCAAGAAUGUCGCCGAUGCAGCCAAAGAGACUGGCGUCCAGCACCUCAUUUUCUCUUCUCUCCUCAAUGUCACCGAGGCAUCGGGCGGUAAGCUCACUCAUGUCCCUCACUUUGACCACAAGGCCAAGGUUGAGCAGUACAUCCGGUCGAUCGGAGUGCCCGCCACAUUUGUGCUCCCUGGUUAUUUCAUGGCCAACUAUACCGUUUCUGGAAUACUGCGCAAGGGUGAUGAUGGCGUCUAUAACUUAGCAUACCCCGUCGGCAGAGAUGCCCAAUUCCCGCUCGUUGACAUUGCCAGUGAUAUGGGCAAAUAUGUCGCAACAGCCCUGAAGAGCCGCUCAGACGUUCUGGGUUCUCAAAUCCUGGCCGCAGCUGACUAUUAUUCUCCCUCGCACAUUCUUGCUGAGUUUGAGGAGGUUACUGGAAAGAAGACCCAGUUCGUCCAAGUGGAUUCUGAUACCUACAAGAGCUUCAUUCCUGGCCCUAUGGGCGAGGAGAUGCUGGAGAAUCACUUGUUUAUUGAGAACCCCGGUUACUACAACGGCAAGAGCCUGAAGGAGAGCAAUGAUCUGCUCAAGAAGCACGGCUAUCAGCCUACCAGCUGGAGAGAGUUUUUAGAGAAAAGCAAGGCCUCGCUUUAG
Molecule: messenger RNA, 930 nt
Organism: Penicillium arizonense
Lineage: Eukaryota; Fungi; Ascomycota; Eurotiomycetes; Eurotiales; Aspergillaceae
Product: NmrA/HSCARG family protein
Exons: 3
Coding region: 1-930 (309 amino acids)
Source: RefSeq, a predicted model, not a curated record